AGUGCAAUCCUGGGUAAAGAGAAUCUACUUCCCUCUGGCAGUUUUGGUGCAUGCACAGCUGUUCUAUCUCAAGUGGAAGCAAAUCUGAGUGACUUCAACUACACAGCAGAGAUCGAAUUCAUUUCUAAAGAGGAAUGGGAGAAAGAACUUCAAGAUCUUUUCAGUGUUUUGUCGGAUGACAGCGAGGACAGAGAUGAUGACAUGAUGGAAAGUGCUGUAGAAAAGCUCACUGCACUGUAUGGAAAAGAUGCAUAUAAGAAAACAUUAGAAGAGCUCAAGAUCAUGAAUAUAUGUGUUGAAAUUGAUAACCUUUUGACCAACAAUACCAUAACCAUCUCAAAAUGUAAUAAACUAAGAGAUUGCUCUUCUGUGUGGGUUGUAAGUGCCAUCAAACGAGCCACUACUGAUAAAGGUCCAUGGGAGAUGUUAAAGCACUGCAUUGAAGAGCUGGGACCUGGAGGAGAAUGCAAAAGCAUAAACUUCAUCUGUACCAUGACUGAUGACAUUAAUCCAAAAGCCUAUUGCAGAUCAGCACGGCUUCCUGACACGACUUCGAUAGCAGACUGUAUACUUCACAGAAAUGGCUGUACCAAGAACAAAAUGGAAGACAAAUUUGAACAUUUGAAUCCUGGAAUUAAAAAACUGAUGGAGAAAUUCAGCAUGGAUGUUUUUACUGUAAGCUCCAAGGCUUUCUUCGAGCAGAAUCCAGUUGUGCAAAAACCUGACACAGAAAUCCCAAAGCUGCAGGAUGUUCUGAAGAAUCAUAACAAGAGCAUCAACCGAGAACUGGACAGAGAUUAUAUCAAUGAAGCCACUGGAGUUUUGUCCUUGAUACAAAGUUUCCUACCAAGUACAGAUGAAGCAGUGGUUCAGAAAAAAGCCAAAUUCCUUGAUGACCUGAAGAAGAAUCUGAAUGAGGCACUGAAUGAGUUGGAUUGUCAGUUUGUUAUCAUUCAGAAUAAUCUGGAUCAAUGUCUUUCAAAAGGUGUAUUAGAGUCAGUGCAACAAUCUCUUGAGAAUGCAAGGACAGAAGUGAUUGCACCUACAACAGAUAAUAGAGGAUAUCAUAAAAUCCUUAAAGCUUUGUGCAAGAGAAAUGGCAGCUAUAAGUCCAAAAACUGGGAAGUAAUCCUAGACCUCAACAAUUGUUUGGCCCGUCCCAUGAAGAACAACAUAAAUAGAGAGAUCUCUAUUAUAUUUCCUGUCAAUGAAAAAACUGAAAAAUCAAUCCAAGAACAUCUUGAUAAAUUCAGUAUAAUCCAAAAAGACAAAACAUACCCCAGAUCUUCAAUGUUUCAUCACAUUCAGAACUUCAUCAAAACUCAGGAAACUAAACUGAAGGCAUCAUGCAGCAGAGAAAUCCUUGAGAAAAAGAAGGAAAUGUACGCCUCAAUUGAAACUACUAUCCAGACAAAAAUGACUCCUUGCUAUGAAAAAGCAGCAAAUGUAAAAGGAAAAGGAUCAUUCAUGAAAAUGCAGAAGAUUCUCACAGAAACAAUUGAGUCAUUAAAAGAAGAAAUGUUCAGUGAGGUUAAAGAGGAAGUGCUUAAAAAAUUCAGAACCUUGAAGCUGUACAUAAAAGAUUACAUGGAAUCUGAGCUGAACCAAUCAAUAGAACUCUUUCUUCUCACAACCAACACAACUUUUUUGGAUGUUUCCAGAGAGAUUGAAGAUCUUGAGAAACUUUCAAAUCAGCUGUCUGAAUGAGAGAAGAACUGCACUACUCAAGGAAUAUAAUGUUUGGUAGUUUUUGAUCAUUUUGUAGCUUAACUAUAGCAUGCAUUUUCAAUAUAAUUUUAUAUCAAUUUAUUAUGGUACUUGUUAAGCUUUUUGAUAGCUAUUGAUGCUGUAAAAAUUAUAUCAUAUCAUAUCAACAUAUAUUUGUAUGUUAAGGAAUAGGGUCAACUUAUCACAAGUCAAAACUUAAAAAAGUAGUACUCUUGGACUUGGCUCAUUCUCUUUAUGCUUUUCUUCUUUACCUGAGCUCUGGACCAUUAGGCCAAGACUCCAGUUCUCAAUAGUGCCUCUCUUUUUUCUAAACUUUCUUUUUUCUCUCUUCUCUAUACUAUCAGGUAUUAUCUUAUACACAUUGGAAACAGUGGUAACACUUUAGUAUAGGGACCAAUUCUCACUUUUAACUAGUUUCUUAUUAGUUUACAUAUUGUCUGUUUAUAAGUGCUUAUAAAGAACAUAUUAAUGCCUUGUUCUGCAUACCAUAUUGUACAUCCCUUAACCCAAUCCAAUACCUAAACCUAACCGCCUAACAACUAUCAGCUUUUAAUUAGGAGUGAAUUGGGAGUUUACUGAGGCAAAAGUCACAGUUAAUAAUCAAUAAGUGUACUAAAGUGUUAGUGAAACAGUUAAUUUUACUAGGUUUUAUUUACUUUUUUAAUGCAUUUAUAAUGUAACCAUUUCAAUUGUAAUUAAGUCAGUACAAAUCUGUUGUUUAGUGUGAUUUAAUGUUAAUUCUUAAACGCUACCGACUGCAGUAAAAUAUAUUUAUAUUCUAAUGCUCUGCCACAUAUUUUGCUAUCAUAACUGCGCUUAUUUUUGUCAUUGGUAAAAGUUGCAGAAGGGUGGUAAUUGACAAGAAAUACACAGUUUUGCUGUUAGCGUUUCUUAGUCAUUUCUGUGUUUCUACAGCCUGAACCACCACCCUUAGAGAGGCUUUGGCUCAUUCAGGCCUAUAGGGGUUAAACGUGUUUUUUAGACUUCUGUUUAGCCUUGCAAUCAUGUUUUAUAUUUGAUAUAUUUUGUUCUGAAUGUUAAAGAUAAUCAAAUGUUUUUGAACAUUGAUAACAACUGUUAACAAAAUACAUUUGAACAAAUGUGAAAGGUUUUCUGAAUAGCCAUUAUAGUUGUCAAUGUUUGAUUAAUAAACAGUGAAGAGUGA
Molecule: messenger RNA, 2893 nt
Organism: Misgurnus anguillicaudatus (oriental weatherfish)
Lineage: Eukaryota; Metazoa; Chordata; Actinopteri; Cypriniformes; Cobitidae
Source: RefSeq, a predicted model, not a curated record